Molecule: messenger RNA, 4459 nt
Organism: Gastrolobium bilobum
Lineage: Eukaryota; Viridiplantae; Streptophyta; Magnoliopsida; Fabales; Fabaceae
Product: protein GFS12-like
Exons: 12
Molecular function (GO): nucleic acid binding
Source: RefSeq, a predicted model, not a curated record
AGAAGAAGCAGAGAGCAUGAGAAAUCGUUGAGUUGACUCAGUGGAGAGCGAUGCGAUGGAGGAAAAGAGUGAGUGCUUCGAGUGUCUUCAACUUCGAAUCAACUCGGAUUUCUCUGAUCAAUUCGUCUUCAAUUAUGCCAACUCCACCUCUGCUUUUCCUUUCGGAUCGUCAGCUAUCGUCCAUAUUUCUGGUACAGCAGGUGGUGAAACUUCGGAUGGUCAAUUUAUAUUGCAGUACAUGCCUAGUCAUGAGAAGAAUUGUUUUACCAAUUAUGUAAAUGAAUAUAUUUUGGAUAGCAGUGAAAGCACUAGAAGUAAUGAUGCUGAUAUUGGAGGCAGUCAAUGUAAUAAUGUGGUUAAUGGUGAAACCAGAAAUGCUUCUUGUAAUCAUUCAGGAAGGUUUUCUUGCUCGAGGACAAUCACUUCACUUGCCCCGAUUGCUCGUGUGGGAAUGUCUUCCUAUUCUACAUUUCAAGAGGUCGCCACUGAUUUCUCGUCUGGAUUAAUUGAAGAUCAUGUGUUAGAUUCACUCGAUCUCUUCAUUGAAGGGAAAGCAUCUGGAAGGGACAGUAUAAAUUUCCUUAGUUUACUCGGGUUGCCAUCAUUUAAGGAAGAUACUUUUCCAGGCACUUUGAGGCAUCCAAACGUAGCUCCUGUCCUUGCAAUUUUUAAAACAUCUGAUCACAUUAACAUGGUGCUUCCAAAGACUCCAUACAACUUGGAAAGUAUUCUUCAUUUUAACCCCAAUGCCUUAAAGUCUGAUUGGAACAGAAGAUUUCUUAUAUAUCAGCUACUCUCGGCCUUAUUGUACUUACAUGGUUUAGGGCUUUCCCACGGUAAUAUAUGCCCAUCCAAUAUCAUGGUGACUGACUCGUUAUGGUCUUGGCUGAGAUUAUGGAAUGAACCAGCAUUGGAAUCUAAUUUAACUUUGCAAAAGAGUGAAAGCAUUAAUUCUAAACCUGCAAAAAUUGGUUGUUCUAAUGGUGGGUGUCGUUCUAAUGGCCUUUAUGCUGAUCUAAAGCUCUCGCCAUCAAUAGAUUGGCAUUCUAGCUUCCAUCAAUGGUGGAGAGGAGAACUAAGUAAUUUUGAGUAUUUACUCAUCUUAAACAGAUUAGCUGGAAGAAGGUGGGGGGACCAUACAUUUCAUCCAGUAAUGCCUUGGGUAAUUAAUUUUAGCUCAAAACCUGAUGAUAACUGUGAUGCAGGGUGGCGAGACUUGAGCAAGAGCAAAUGGCGCUUGGCUAAAGGUGAUGAACAGUUGGAUUUCACCUAUUCAACAUCCGAAAUCCCUCAUCAUGUGUCAGAUGAAUGUCUGUCUGAAUUGGCUGUCUGCAGUUAUAAAGCAAGAAGGCUGCCUUUGAGUGUUCUCCGAAUGGCUGUUCGUUCAGUGUAUGAACCUAAUGAAUAUCCUUCCACAAUGCAGAGGCUCUAUCAAUGGACCCCCGAUGAAUGCAUUCCGGAGUUUUACUGUGAUGCCCAAAUUUUUAGGUCAAUACAUGAUGGUAUGGCUGAUUUAGCUGUACCUUCUUGGGCAGAGAGUCCUGAGGAUUUCAUUAAAUUGCAUCGCGAUGCAUUAGAAAGUAAUAGGGUGUCAUUUCAACUCCAUCAUUGGAUAGACAUAACCUUUGGGUACAAAAUGUCUGGCCAGGCAGCUAUUGCUGCUAAGAAUGUUAUGCUUCCUCUUUCAGAACCCAUGAUGCCAAGAUCAACUGGACGUCGUCAGCUCUUUACGCGACCACACCCCAUUCGGUAUGCCACAUCUAGAAUAACUCGUAAUGGUACUAAUAAAUAUACCAAAGUUUGGAGCCAAACAAAUGAAAUGCAGCGAGAGACAUCUCUUCUAUCUGAAACUGCUUAUCUACAAGAACUAGAACAAGCAUCUGCAUUUGCUGAACAUGCUAGGCAUUUGAAUGCUUGUUACCAUAAUCCCUUAAAUCAAACAGAGAGGAACAUCUCAUCGUCGGGAGAUCCAACAACAGAGACAUUUACUAGAAGUAUAAGCAAACUAUCUUUGAUUGACAGAAAUUACCGGGUGCCAUAUAAAAUGAAUCUAAUUUCUUUUCUUCAACAAAUGAAAGAGGAAGAUGAAGGGUUCUCAGGAUAUCCAGACUUGCUACUUUGGAGGCAGAAAUUAUCUUCUUCAAGACUUGGCUCUGAAGAUGUUGCUAAGGACAUAUUUUCUGUUGGUUGUCUCUUAGCUGAACUUCAUCUAUGCAGGCCACUCUUUGAUUCAAUCUCAUUGGCAAUAUACUUGGAGGAUGGAACCUUGCCAGGAUUUCUGCAGGAACUACCUCCUCAUGUUAGAUUACUUGUUGAAGCAUGCAUCCAAAAGGAUUGGAUGAGGAGGCCAUCAGCCAAAAUUCUUCUGGAAUCACCUUAUUUUUCAAAGAUAGUCAAGUCCUCCUACUUGUUUCUUGCUCCACUCCAGCUUGUAGCUAAACAUGAAACCCGUCUUCGUUAUGCUGCAAAUCUUGCAAAUCAGGGAGCUCUCAGGGAAAUGGGCACAUUUGCAGCUGAAAUAUGCGCCACUUAUUGCUUACCUCUUGUAUUGAAUUCUGUUAAUGAUAUUGAAGCUGAAUGGGCUUAUAUACUACUGAAAGAAUUCAUGAAAUGCUUAACAACACAAGCAGUCAAAACAUUGAUCUUGCCAGCCAUACAGAAAAUUUUGCAGACCACGGGUUAUUUACAUUUAAAGGUUUCCCUUUUACAAGAUUCAUUUGUGCGUGAAAUAUGGAAUCAAGUUGGUAAACAAGCAUACCUGGAAACUAUUCACCCAUUGGUCUUGUCAAACUUGUAUAUUUCUCCAGAUAAAAGUUCAGCUGCCUCUGCUUCGGUGCUUCUAAUUGGUUCUAGUGAGGAGAUUGGUGUACCUAUUACCAUCCAUCAGACAAUUUUGCCUCUUGUUCAUUGCUUUGGGAAAGGACUAUGUGCUGAUGGCAUUGAUGUGCUGGUCAGAAUUGGUGGCAUUUUUGGGGAAUCUUUUAUCGUCAAACAGAUGCUACCACUACUGAAAAAUGUUUUCCGUUCCUUCAUUGAUGUAUCAUGCAUGAAUAAGCCUGAUCCUGUCCAGAGUUGGAGUGCUUUAGCACUUAUUGAUUGUAUGAUGACUUUAGAUGGUCUUGUAGCGUUCUUGACAGAAGAGGUCAUUGUAAAGGAGCUGCUUGAAGACCUUAGUAGUAUGCACAUUGGGGUUCUUAUGCAGAAACAGAUGGAAAUUGCAGUGCUUCAGGUUGCUGCUACUACUCUCUUUGGAAUUUGUCAGCGGAUUGGGGCAGAUUUGACUGCAUUGCAUAUUCUUCCAAAACUUAAAGAACUAUUUGAUGAGCUUGCUUUCUCCCAGGAAAUUUCUAAAGGUUCGACUACUGUUGGCAGAAACUUGAAGGUUGACAAAUUAAGAAUUGGUGGGCACUUGCAAAUUGAAAGUCGUAUGGAUCUAGUGCUGGUUCUUUAUCCUUCCUUUGCAUCUCUGCUUGGGAUAGAGAAACUUCGUCAAUGUUGUGCUACAUGGUUGCUUCUUGAACAAUUUCUUCUACGCAAUCAUAAUUGGAAGUGGGAAUAUGCAGGAGAAUCAUCAAAAAAUGGUUCAGAAAAUAUUAUUGGUAGAAGACCUAUGACCCAGGGCUUCACAUCAGAAUACAAUCCAGCAAAGUUGUUGCUUAAUGGGGUUGGAUGGUCAAUUCCACAAUCCCAAGGAAGUAGAAGUGCCAAAAAUUUGAUCCCUCAGAGACGACCAUUUAAAGUUCAUCAAAAUUCAGUAGUAAUGCACGAAGGAAGGUCAUACCAAAUGAACCAUGAACCCUGGUUUUGGUUCCCUAGUCCAGCCACCAUCUGGGAUGGGCCUGAAUUUCUUGGGCGGGUGGGGGUUCAGAAAGACGACCUUCCAUGGAAGAUAAGAGCUUCUGUUAUAUACUCUAUACGUGCACAUCAUGGAGCAGUAAGGUCUCUGGCUGUUCAUCAAGAUGAAUGUACUGUUUUCACUGCAGGAAUUGGUCAAGGAUAUAAAGGAACUGUUCAGAAGUGGGAAUUGAGCCGAACUAACUGUAUGUUCGGCUAUUAUAGCCAUGAGGAGGACCCGGGUACGGGGAAGAUGAUUGGAGUGGGCCGUGAGUCACGGGGUCUGUUCUACCUUGAUGUGCCGAGUCCUUCAGUUGCUUGUUCUCUCACAGAAUCUCCUCAGCUCAUCCACAGUCGUCUCGGGCAUCCUAGUCUUGCGAAAUUGCAGAAGAUGGUUCCUCUUUUAUCCGGUCUUCAAACUUUAGAUUGUCAGUCAUGUCAGCAAGGAAAGCACAUACGCUCCUCCUUUGCUAAUCGAGUCAAUAAACGAGCUGAUGCUCCUUUUUCAAUUAUUCAUUCAGAUGUUUGGGGUCCUAGUCGUAGUGUGUCUAUUUUAGGUUUUCGGUAUUUUGUCACCUUUAUUGAUGAUUUCUCCCGUUGUACUUGGAUUUAUUUAAUGAAAAAC